Messenger RNA from Drosophila montana, 2431 nucleotides. It is a transcript of the gene CrebA, whose product is annotated as Cyclic-AMP response element binding protein A. Gene Ontology annotation, biological process: regulation of transcription by RNA polymerase II. The transcript has 6 exons. The record is from RefSeq and is a predicted model, not a curated record. Gene Ontology annotation, molecular function: DNA-binding transcription factor activity, RNA polymerase II-specific; cAMP response element binding. Lineage: Eukaryota; Metazoa; Arthropoda; Insecta; Diptera; Drosophilidae. The coding region runs from base 103 to 1665 and encodes 520 amino acids.
AAAAUUAACAGAAAAAACAAAAAAAAAAAAAACAAAAAAAACCUAAAAAGUUCUUAGAGCGCGAAAAAUAAAAUAAAUAAGCAAACAAUACCAAACCUCAGUAUGGAUUCGUUUUACGAUGGCGACCUCAAAGAUAUAUGGGACUCCGAUUUAGAUCCGACGGAAUCCUUGAAAAUAAGCAGUGAUCAUGAUAUGCACGAUUGGUUUUACGAUCGUGAUGUCAAGGAUCCGACUGUCAUUCUACACGACAAGCUCAUCUCCGACGCGCUGCUCAAUGGCACGGGCCCCAUCAAAACGGAGCAUUCCUAUAGUCUCAACAGCGACGGUGACUCCCUGCCCGAUUCACCAAAAAGCCUGCAGGCCAAGAUCGAUGAUAUGGAUGACGAGUGCUACUCCGGAAGUGGGCGCAUCACCAUCGAUCCAAAAUGCCUGACACUACACCCGCCCGCAAGAAACAGCCGUAGCACCGCCAUGCUGAGCAGCAUGAGCAGCGCCAGCGCCAGUUCCGCAUUGAGCGCAGCCAUUACGGAGUUGGCGGCUGCAUCCACAGCCCUCGCACGCAGCAAUGCCGAGGUGCAGCAGCACAGCAGCGGCAGCAGCAGUGGAAACGGCAGCAUGAACGUUUCACUGGAACAUUUUCAACUACCUCAACACUUGGCGGAAAUGUACGACGACAACGAUUGCAGCUCAUCGGUGUCAUCGGCCCGAGAGGGCAGCAUAUCGCCCGAUAUAUGCUCAGACAUUGAGAUCGAAGAUGCGAUCAUUAAGGAUGAGCCGAUGUCGCCAGAUUCCAGCUGCCCCGCCAGUCCAAACUCACAGAACAGCAGCGCCCAGCAGCUGAGCCUUAAUCUGGCCAAUUUGCAGCCAGAAUUGCUCUUCGACCAAAAGCACGGUGGCCUUCUGCUUGCCACCAGCAACAACAGCCUCAUCAAAUCCCAGCAGCAACAGCUCUUGCUUGGCCAGGGCAGCCAAAGCCUAAUGCUGCCCAAGAUAGCCAUCAAGAGCGAGAAAGAAAGCAACGCUAGCAACAGCACGGGCAAAUCGCAUGCCUAUGGCAUUCCGCUGACACCGCCUUCUUCUCUGCCCAGCGAUGACUCGGAAGGUAACUUGUCACCGGAACAUUUGUAUGCGCCACUGUCGCCCAAUGCUUCCGUUUCCAUAUCCGCCGUGGCCAAUGCAGCCGCCAAUGGUGAAACGGCAAGCAAUGGGAGCGCGCGACGCGCUGCUGCCGCCAUAACCCGCGCCGCCAGUAGCAAUGGUGCCUCCAACACGGCCGCACCAUCGACGAGGCAGCCCAUACACACACCGUUGAUUAGCUCACAGCCGAAAGGCUCAACGGGCACUCUGCUAUUGACGGAGGAAGAGAAACGCACGCUGCUCGCUGAGGGCUAUCCGAUACCACAGAAGCUGCCACUCACCAAAGCCGAAGAGAAAUCGCUCAAGAAGAUACGACGCAAAAUUAAAAAUAAGAUCUCUGCUCAGGAAAGUCGUCGUAAAAAGAAAGAGUACAUGGAUCAGCUGGAACGGCGAGUGGAAAUUUUGGUUACUGAGAAUCAUGAUUACAAGAAGCGCCUCGAGUCACUGGAGGAGACCAAUGCCAAUCUACUUAGUCAGCUGCACAAAUUGCAGGCCCUAGUUAGCAAGCACAAUGUGAAAAAGUCCUAAACCUGAAACCAAGGCCCAAAGCUGGCCACGGUUCAUGUUUGCCUGCCUGCCCGAGAGAUAUUUUAUUUUAUUUUAUUAUUUUAUUUUAUUUCGUUGUAUCGAGAACCGAACGAGUUUCGAGUGAAAGAGUUUGUUUGUUUAAGAAUUUAUCAGUUUAGAAAGAAAAUUGAAAUUUUGGCUUUUUGGUUAGCACAAAGCGGUAAACAUUCCCCCAAAAUAACCCUGCCAGCAUCUCUUAAGAUUUAGCAGCCCAUAUGCACAUAACUGAAACCAUAAAUAAAUAUAUAUAUAUAUAUGUAUAUAUAUAUAUAUGUGCACUGUAUCGAUAAUGUAUAAUUAGCUACUUAUAGUUUGUAUCUUAUAUUAUUAGUCAUGCAUUCCUGUUAUAUAACCUGAUAUAAAGAGUAGACAUAAUGAUCAGCAACCAACAAGCUCAAAAGAACCCCACAUAAUCAGCGUCUAAAGAGAAGCUACAUAAUAAUAUUGUUAACAACAACAAACACAAACACCAAAAACGCAUAUGGCAUGCUAAGUUGUGGGCUCUGACAAAAAACAACGAUUCGAUUUGAUUUAAGAGCAACGACAUGUACAUUAUGUUUUAAUAAUGCUUGAUUGUACAAACUACUUUCAGAGCUGUUUUCCCGCGUACGGAACGGUUUUUUGAAUUUUGUUUGGCAAGACUCUUGUUCCUUUAUACGAUAAAUUUCUCAACAAAAAAAAAAAAAAUCAAAAACAUAGCAAAUGCAACAAAAGCAAAGUAAAAAUC